Molecule: messenger RNA, 1766 nt
Organism: Trifolium pratense (red clover)
Lineage: Eukaryota; Viridiplantae; Streptophyta; Magnoliopsida; Fabales; Fabaceae
Product: cyanidin 3-O-galactoside 2''-O-xylosyltransferase FGGT1-like
Exons: 1
Coding region: 45-1427 (460 amino acids)
Molecular function (GO): UDP-glycosyltransferase activity
Source: RefSeq, a predicted model, not a curated record
ACAUUGCAAAUGGGUUCAAACUUCAAAGUUCAAACAUAGCAGCCAUGGAUUCACCUUCUUCUUUGCACAUAGCAAUGUUUCCAUGGUUUGCAAUGGGUCACCUAACACCAUAUCUUCACCUCUCAAACAAAUUAGCAAAAAGAGGACACAAAAUCUCUUUCUUCAUUCCCAAGAAAACACAAGCCAAGCUAGAACAAUUCAACCUUUAUCCAAAUCUAAUCACAUUUUAUCCUCUAAAUGUUCCUCACAUUGAAGGCCUUCCUUUUGGUGCUGAAACAACUUCAGAUGUUUCUCUUUCUUUAGGUCCACUCAUCAUGACAGCUAUGGAUCAAACACAUCCCCAAAUUGAACUUCUACUCACUCAAUUAAACCCUAAAAUUGUUUUCUUUGAUUUCACCUAUUGGCUACCAAAAAUUGCUCAAAAUUUAGGAAUAAAAUCUUUUCUAUAUUUAAUUGUUAGUCCAGCAACAGUUUCAUAUACUUUAUCUCCAUCAAGGAUGUAUAAAGGUGUAAACUUGACUGAAUUUGAUCUUAUGAAACCCCCAAAAGGGUACCCUAAUUCAUCCUUUAUUAAUCUUUAUUCUCAUGAAGCAAAGUAUCUUGCUUUAAAAAGGAAUUUUGAAUUUGGAAGUGGGGUUCUUUUCUAUGAUAGGAUUUUUAAUUGUUUGAGAUUUUGUGAUGCAAUUGGGUUCAAAGGGUGUAGAGAAAUUGAAGGGCCUUAUGUUGAUUACUUAGAACAAGAAUUUGGUAAACCUGUUAUUCUUUCAGGACCUGUUUUACCUGAAAAACCGAAAACUGUUUUAGAUGAAAAAUGGGGUUCUUGGCUUGAUGGAUUUAAGGAUGAUUCUAUAGUUUAUUGUGCACUUGGAAGUGAAUGGAAAUUAUCACAAGUUCAGUUUCAUGAAUUGCUGUUAGGACUUGAGUUAGCUGGUUUUCCAUUUUUAGCAAUUGUUAAACCUCCUAUUGGUUUUGAGACGAUCGAAGAUGCUUUGCCAGAAGGGUUUAAAGAAAGGGUUAAGGAGAAAGGGAUUGUUCAUAGUGGAUGGAUUCAGCAACAAUUGAUUUUGGAACAUUCGUCGGUUGGUUGUUUUUUAACUCAUUGUGGAGCCGGUUCGUUGACGGAAGGGUUGAUAAAUAAUUGUCAGAUAGUUUUGAUGCCACAUUUAGAUAGUGAUCAUAUCAUUAAUGCAAAGAUUAUGGGAAGGGAGUUGAAGGUUGGAGUUGAAGUGAAGAAGGGUGAAGAAGAUGGAUUGUUCACAAAGAAAAGUAUUUGUGAAGCUGUGAAAAUUGUUAUGGAUGAUGAGAAUGAGACUGGUAGAGAAGUUAGGACUAAUCAUGAAAAAUUGAGGAACCUCUUAUUGAGUCAUGAUUUGGAGUCAUCCUGUGUUGAUGGUUUUUGUGAGAAGCUUCAACAAUUAGUCAGGUGAUUUUCUAAUUAGUAGAAAUUUUUCCAAUUAUAAUUUAUUGUUGUAUGAUUGUAUGGUUUCAAUAAAAAAUCUGUGUUUUGAUUGAUCUGAUUGGAUUCGUAUAAAAGUUAUGUGUAUUGAUAAGAUGUUAUAUGAUCCUAACUUUUGAAUAUAGGUAAAGGUUGAACUUGUAAGAGUUAUAUAUAUAUACACGCGCAUGAACACACAUUUUCAUUGAAGAUUACACGGUCAAACACUUACCACUGAGCUAACAUUUCAUGAACAAUUGAUAGAGCAUACUUAUUUAUAAUCAAACUGAAUUAGAAAGAUGCAUUAUCAUUGUAACUGAAAAUUGUAGAG